Pteropus alecto (black flying fox) is the source of this 2298-nucleotide messenger RNA. RefSeq names its product coiled-coil domain containing 173 (gene CFAP210). The record is from RefSeq and is a predicted model, not a curated record. The transcript has 10 exons. Bases 831 to 2195 code for a protein of 454 amino acids. Lineage: Eukaryota; Metazoa; Chordata; Mammalia; Chiroptera; Pteropodidae.
GCUAAAUUGUAAUCUUCAUUUGGAAGAGGAUGAAGUAGGAGAGGGGUUCAGAUAUGUAGACAGCUAUCUGUAAUCAUUACAUAAAGAUUUAGUGGAAUGAUAUCAGCCAGAGUAGUGGAAUAAAAGUUUCCAAAAAUCCUCUCCUCUAUUAAAUCAAAAAGAACACUGGCAAAAAUAGUCGAAAUCAACUUUUUGAGAACUCAGGAAGUUAACCAAAGGCUUGCAACAAUUGGGGAGUGUUUAUCAAGAAAAAGCUGAAUCUUGGUAACAAUAGUGAGUUUUUUGCAUUUUAAUUUGCUCUAGUCCCCUACUUUUCUCCCAGCUUUAUGGUAAUCCAGAAAACCACUGAAAUCACAGUGAAAUCCAGUGCCUCAGCAACUUGUGGAGGGGGCAGAACAUGGUUAGAUCUCUUCUAAAGCCUAUUUCCCAGAAAUAAAGAACUCUGAAGAUCAAGUUCUCUAUCCACUUCUGCCUAGCAAAGAAGAUCUCCAGCAGGUUGCCAUAAUUCCACACAAUGAAUGGGAAAGGAUUCGAGAUAGCCUUGAUAGUUUGACAAGAAAAGCAGCAUGCCUUCGUGCAGAAAGGAAGGCCAAGAAAGAAAUGCAUAUCCGAUCCCAAGAAGUGGUAAAACAUUGGACUAAUACAUAUGCGGGUAAUGCUGUUUAUUGUUACGAAGGAUUGCUCAGAAAGACAGGACAUGAAACUACGAGGAACCAAGGCAGCUUAUUUUUAUGAAGCUUGGAUUUGUCUGCCUCUUUCUCUCUCGAACUACAUAGUGUCUUUGCUGUGCUUCUCUUUGUGCUGCUGCUAGAUUCUCUAUCUAAGAGGGGAUGAAAGAACAGAAACUUGAAGCCAAAAAGAAGCGUGAUGAAGAAAUAGAGGCAGAAAGACAAAUUCUUGACGUGGAAGAAGCAAUACACAAACAAGGAGAAAGAAAAAAGGCCAUUGAAUAUGCAAAGCAAUAUCAAUUUUACCAGACAGAAAGAGUGAAAAACUUUCAUUCCGGACUACUUCUUACUAGAGUCAUGAAAGAACGUGAUGCACAAAUUGAAUCUCAGAAGAGCAAAAUAAAAUCAGAUAAAAAAUGGGAGGAACAAAUGAAACUUAGCAUUGAAAAAGCUUUUAAAGAAGAACAGGAAAAAGCAGAAAAACGACGCAGAGAUAGAGUGGCUCUUGCCAAUGAUCAUUUAAAACAAAUAAAGGAACGUGAAGAAGAAGAAGAAAGAAGGAAAAAACAUAAAGAAAAGGAUGCUGAGGAAAUAAAGCAACAGCAUUUAUUAUAUGAAAUAGAAAUGAGAAAAAAAUUAGAUAAGAAAAAAGAAGAGAUAAAUGAAAGCAGGAGACUGUUUUUUGAACAUAUGAAUGAUAAAAAUAUCAUCAAAGCCGUAGAACAGCAGCACCAAGAGGAGGAAGAUGAAAAGAUUAGGAAAUUUAUCAAAGCAAAAAAGCGUCUUACACAAAUGGCAGAAGAAAAAGAAGCUGGAGCACUCAGGAUAAUGGAGGAACACAGAGAAAGAAUAAAUAAAUUCCUGGGCGAACUAAUAAAAGAGAAACUUGACAAUGAAGAUUUGAUUAUUGCUAGAGAUAUUGCAGAAGCUGAGGCUGAAUGGGAAAAAAGAGAAAAAGAGAAAUAUGAAAAAAACAAAGCAGAAUUAAAAGCAAUUGCAGAAUAUAGAGACAUUGUGAUGAAAAAUAAAGAGGAAGAAGAAAGACAAAGAAAAAUAGAGGCUAAAGAACAAUUGCUGGCUAUCAGGAAAGCAGAUCAGAUUUUCUGGGAGCAUGAAAAGGAGAAAAAACGCAAAGCUGACAAGGAACGUCGAGAAAUUCAAGAUGCCCAUAUUCAGCAAAUGGCCAAAAAUAAACUUAAUGCAAAGCAGGCAAAACAAGCAGAAUUAGAGUAUUACAGACUUACUGAAGCUCUUGUGGCUGAAAAGGAAAAAGAAUUUCAGGAUUAUGCCAGAGAAGUAAUUGAGCUUGAGUCUGAUUCAACAAAUAAAUAUACUUAUCCUCUUAUAAAAGCUGUACAAGAAGGACCUGGAGGUGGCCGUGGACCAGUUUUUGUGGACAGAGGUGGAUUAAGACCCAGCUAUCAGACAACUGAUAACACUGGAGUCCAGCUCCCUUUUUAUAACUCUCAAGGAUCAAACUAUACUAAUUUUCAAAAGACUAAAGGAAGGCUAGGUUUUACAUGGUAGAAAAAGGUUUAUUUUUAAGGUUGAGAGACUAAUAUGAACUACAAAUAUAAGUGAAUUAUAUGCUUAUAAUUUGUUAAUAAAGCUGCUCUUCGUCUAAGUGCAA